AUCAAGACAUUCCGAAUCCGACUCGAAGUUUGAUGUGAUUUGUGGGGGGAUCUUAAACUUUCUUUGACAUGGGAGAAGCUAUGAGGAUUCUGACAAAUUGAGGGUCCAAUACCUUUCAAACUGCUCUGCAUUUCAAGUUGUAGUUAAGGUGCUUUUCACGCAGCUUGCUUCCACUCCUCUGCGUCUUUGUUGCAUAUUCUGCACCACGUUGACGGCCCAUAGAGCGCGAAUCGUGACAUGUCGAACUUUGACUCAAAGAAGCAGCAAGUUAGAAGAGAGCUGGAGAAAAUGGGUUACAAGAACAUCCCAGAGCAACAGUUAAAUGAGUUUACAUCAGACCUGCAGCGGCUGAUCUGUCGGGACCGGGGCAGCCGUGGGACCCGCAGCCAGGCCCGCUCCGGCGCCGUGACGUCACCCAGCUCCAGAAGUGGCCGCGACCACAGUCCCUGUCAGCCAAGUACGGGGCUGUCGGCCCGCAGCAGUCAGUAUUACCGGCCCGAGUCGGCCUCCGGGGUGACGAGCAGCAGCUACCGCGGCUCGCCCGGCUGCAGCGGCUCGCAGCGCUCCUCCAGCGCCCGUCCGCGCCGGAAGGUGUACCGCUGCGUGAACGGGCGGCGCGUGGUGGUGGACGAGACGACCAGCGCCUACUCGGACGCGUCGCCCGGCUCCGAGUUCGCCGACCUGCGGCCAGAGAUGGACUCGGACGGGACGCCUGCGUACAGCGAGGACUGCGAUGACGAACAGUACGACGGCGACUACGGCGACUGUGAUGACUCGUGCGGGGACGGGCGGACUGGCCAUGUGCGCGCGGCCCUUCCCGCGCCUGCGGGUCAACCCCAUCGUGCCGCCGGAGCUGCUGCCGCCUCGCCGUCUCGCCAGGCCCGGCUUCCGCGUCACGGCCGACAUGCUGUCGCACCCGAUCCGCUCCGACCCGUGCACGCGCAUGCGCUGGUACCAGGACUACUGGGACACGCUGAAAAUCCCUGGCAUCUACAAACACCACAGUCUGAUGAACGCCGUGCGCAACAUGCUCGACACCUACGACUAUCUUCCCAGGCCGCUGAACCGUCAAGAGCCGGUGUGGAACAUCAGCCUGCUGCGAGAACAGCCGACGGCCAUGGUGAAGCUCAACUGGUGCUGACGGAGCUGGCCGGGCGGCGGUCACCGCAGAGAGGAGAGAAAACUCGCCAGCACAGCGACGCGUUCACAUCGGCGCCAGAGGAAAACAUCGCAACGGACUGUCCACACCCUGGGGUCAGAGCAUCUGCGAGGACAUGGCUGCGAUAUCCCCUCGAGUAGGAGCUCACCAUUGAGGCCAGGUGGUCGCACCAUUACAACAGGGGUAAUGGGAACGUCCGGUUAAGCUUCUUGGUCGAAUUACCGUCUGUAAGGACAGAGCUGUGAUACAGGGGACGAGUUACAACUUAUAGGAGCGGGACAAUCGCACCGGGGUAAUAUCAGAACGGACAUUCUCGCCGCCUGUGGUAUCCACAGAAACUAGCGAUGGAUAGACGAUGGGAACCCAGGACGGAUGAACUAUGGAAACACUAGGAGAAUCACCUACAGGAUCGAGUCAAAAAGGAACUAUUGGAAUGCUAGGUGGAAGAACCAUACGAACACAGGAUAGAGGGACUCUGGAAACGCUGCACGCUAAGCUAAGCUUCUUAUGUAGGUGGAGAGCCAUACAAGCACUGGCAAGAGGAACCACGAAUCGAGAUAGGUUGAACUAUGGGAGGGCUGGGUAAGGAAGUUAUGGCAGCACAGGGCGUCAUUACUGCGGUGGACAAUGGAUGGAGGAAUCACAGCAUUGCUACUUGUUCCGUGGUAAAACUGUAGAACGCGGCACGGAGCUAAGAAAGUGCGGUACUGGGGAGCUAUGGGAGCACUGAGGUCAAACCUCCAGGAGGAUGAGCCCAUCGCCAAGUAGUGAAAUGAGGUGGCGGCUUUUUUGCUUGGUGCAUGAAUUCGCAUGGGUGCCUGAUCUCGUUUCUAUGAGGGCUAGGUGAUGGUAGAGGGAGUGGAUCGGAAGCAGGUUCUCGUGGUAGAGGGCGGGGAUCGGAGCGGGGUCCCAUGGUAG
Pollicipes pollicipes is the source of this 2077-nucleotide messenger RNA. RefSeq lists its product as uncharacterized. The record is from RefSeq and is a predicted model, not a curated record. Lineage: Eukaryota; Metazoa; Arthropoda; Thecostraca; Pollicipedomorpha; Pollicipedidae. The coding region runs from base 734 to 1141 and encodes 135 amino acids. The transcript is spliced from 7 exons.